AUGGAGUAUGGAUGGAUUCCAUCAUUACUGAAGCUCGGCGCUCGUUUGGUGCUGCUGCUGUGUGGAUGGCUGUAUGCUAACUAUAGUGUGGAGUUUCACAUCCAUGCGCAAAACAGGGCUGCCGCUUGGUUUUGCCUCCUCUCUUUCUCCUCUCUUUUCUUUUUUGCUUAUUAUUUGAUAUGGACAGAAGGGAAAGGGGAAAAAGGAAAAGGCGAAAAGAGAAAAGAGAGAAGGCCAACGGGCGGUUUAUCUGCCGUCCUGGUUGAAUAUUUUGCAAGGAUGUCCCAUUGCUUUGAUUGA
Messenger RNA from Trichophyton benhamiae CBS 112371, 300 nucleotides. RefSeq lists its product as uncharacterized. NCBI's taxonomy places the organism in Eukaryota, Fungi, Ascomycota, Eurotiomycetes, Onygenales, Arthrodermataceae. The coding region runs from base 1 to 300 and encodes 99 amino acids. The transcript has a single exon. The record is from RefSeq and is a predicted model, not a curated record.